Penicillium macrosclerotiorum is the source of this 1161-nucleotide messenger RNA. Its product is annotated as S-adenosyl-L-methionine-dependent methyltransferase. The coding region runs from base 1 to 1161 and encodes 386 amino acids. Gene Ontology annotation, molecular function: O-methyltransferase activity. The transcript is spliced from 5 exons. Lineage: Eukaryota; Fungi; Ascomycota; Eurotiomycetes; Eurotiales; Aspergillaceae. The record is from RefSeq and is a predicted model, not a curated record.
AUGGACUCCAUCCUUGAUCAAAUUCGUGAUUUGUCUCAAAGGUCCGACGAAGCAGGCCAGCUUCGGAUACAGAAGGCUCUUCGGGACAUCCAAACAGAGCUACAGAGUCCGAAAGAUCUUCUCAUGGACCUCGCAAACUCAUUUGUUCUCAUUGGGACAAUUCGUCUGGGGGCCGAUCUGGGGCUGUUCCGUCAUUUUGCCUCCCAGAAAGAGCCCUUGACCGUUUCCCAGCUCGCAGACCUUACUGGAGCAUCUCCGCAGCUUCUAGAGAGAUUCCUUCGUUACUUGGCUUCCACCAACAUCAUAAAGGAAGUUGCUGCCAACCAAUAUCAAGCAAACACUACCACAUUCGUUCUUGCUGAUCCUAAAGGUGAUGCCAUGAUUUACCAUGGAUUCGAUAAUCAUGCGCCUACCGUUAUGGCGAUGCCGGCCUUCUUUGCUGAAAAUAACUACCAGGACAUUGAUAGUGUUCUAAAAACACCAUUUCAAAAAGCUCACAACACAACUCUGAGCUCUUUUGAAUGGUAUGUCAAGAACCCAGAGCAUUUUGAAAAUUUGCAAAAAGUCAUGACGUCCCUGGAGGGUGUGGAAUGGACUGUUGGGUUUAAUCAUUUCGAGUCAGAGGCUAAAAAGAUACCUUCUUCGCUUCCUGUUUCUUCCGAAAAGCCCUUCUUUGUGGACGUCGGAGGUGGCCAUGGUCAUCAGUGCAUUCAGCUAGGCAAGAAGUAUCCCAAUCUCCUGGGGCGUCUUGUCCUUCAAGAUUUGCCUGCUGCAGUCAAUAAGCUUGCUCCAAUCGAAGGUGUCAAAGCUGUAGCCCAUGACUUUUUUGAAGAACAGCCUAUCACUGAUGCCAAAUUCUACUACCUGCGUCGCAUCAUGCAUGACUGGCCGGAUAGAGAAUGCUCAAAUAUUCUGCGAAAUAUUGCCAGUGCCAUGAGUGCUGAAUCUCGAAUUCUUAUCGACGAGGUCGUUUUGCCGGAUACUGGUGCCCACUGGCAGGCUACCAUGGCCGAUAUCACUAUGAUGAUCGGGCUCGGUGGGAAAGAGCGGACCGCGCAGCAAUGGCAGGCAUUGGCUGAUCUUUCUGGUCUUCAGAUUGAACUUAUCCAUACUUAUACUGCCUCCACCUAUACAUCAGUCAUUGUAAUGGCGUUAAAAUAG